AUGUCUGCUAGUUCCCUCCUUUUCGUGGUGUUUCUAAUAUCCCUGUUUGUAUGGAUAUAUAGAUAUAUCUUUAAACAUGACUUAAUACAGAAUUAUACAAACAAAUUGCAUCUACCCAAGUCGAGAAUCAAUGAGUACAUAGUGUCCAACUUAAAUUACAGAUUUAAAACGCGAAUUAUUCCCUUGGAUGUAGACAUUGACGAUGAUGAUGAUAAUGAUCUUGGCGAUAAAAUAAGAAGCCAACAACAAGAAAUUAAUCAUAUUAAAGAACUAUUGGUGGGAUUUAGUUUUGCUAUAACUAUAACAUUAAGUAUAGGUCUUAUUGUAUUAAUGUUAUGUGAAUUGAUAGAUGUCAUGAAUGUAGACAUCAGACUAGGACUUUUCCAUUUUACCAUAGAUUCAUUAAUUAUUCUACUUACAGUAGUACAACCAUUUUUAAUAAUAAAUUUACUAGUAAAUCAUGAUAUAAUACCGUCAACUAAGAAGAAUUAUUACUCAAGUGGAUUCACUAUAGCAUUAUUUUUAUUAUGGUUUUUUGUAUUACAUAAAUGUGGAGAUUUGUCUCGAUCUUUCGUCCCACCAAGAUUAUCAAAUGAUGAAUCUUCUAAAUAUAUUGAUAGAUCAAUUCUUGAAAGAAAAAUUAAUGAAAUAUCAAUUGCUGGUAUAACUAUUUUAGCAAUUUUAUCUGGAAUUGGUUCUACGUCUACUCCAUAUAAAUUAUUUUCAAUGGAUAUAAUUCUUGAUAGACUUUUAAGUGUAACUGAAUCCGAUAUCAAUUCAGCGAUAGGAUAUUUCAAUAAUACAACUACUUUACUAAGAAAUAGAAAACAAGAUUUAAAUAAGUAUUUAGUAGCUAGUGGUGGUAGAACUUAUAAUGAAAUUGACAAUACCAUUCAUGAAAAUGGUAUACUAUCUCAUGAAGGAAAACCUAGAAGAUUAGGAAAUAUUGUUCAUAAAGUUCAAUCAUUUGCUAGUUUACCAUUUUCUUCAGGAAAUCUGGAAGAAAAUGAGUUGAAACGAGAAAUAGACUCUAUAACUUCUUUACGGAAUUCUUUAUAUAAUGAUAUCACCAAGUUAAUAUCAAAAUAUCUUGAACAAAAUGGUAAAAAGGAGACUUUUGAAAAUGAGAUUCUAAAUACCUUAUACAAAUGGGGAUACCUUGCACUUGGAAUAUAUUGUGUUUAUAGAAUUAUAAAUGUUUUAUUGAUCAGGUUACCAAGACAAUUAUUUUAUAGUACAGAUACUAAGUUAUAUCAAUUACAUUCAGAAACAAAUGUUAUACAAGAUGAUGAACAGAAACUUGAUCAAACUAUUCAAACUCCCAGUAAAGAUGCUUUAGCUACCACCUUAGCCAAAAUAAUUCUUUUAUUUUUCAGAGAUGCUUCAGUUUCAGAAACACAACUAGUUAAUCAAUUAAGUUUUGUGUUAUCAGGUGGUUUAUUCAUAUGUUCAUUCUCCAAUGUAUUUAAUACAUUCCGUUCAUUUACAAGAUUUUUCCCACUGGGGUCAUCCUCGCUGAUGGCAAAGAGUUGGUUAAAACAUAUAAUUAUCGCGCAAUUAUUAGGAAUUUACGUAAUUGCCACUGCAUUGUUAAUUAGAACAAAUUUACCGUCAAACCUUUCGAAUCAAAUUUCUAAAAUUCUUUCAUUAUCAGGAAGUUCCAUUAAAAGUGCAAGUGAUUCAAUUCAAGAAGUGGAGUUUAUAGAUAAAUGGUUCGAUAAAGUUUUUGGAUUCACCGUCGUCAUAACGUCUUGUCUGCUUGUGAUUCGAAAAUAUUUCGAUGAAUCAAAUCUUGACCCAUAUAGUCAAGAAGAAUACGACGAAGAGAAUCUAUUAGAGGGAUCAAGAUAAGUUACACAAAGCCAUGAAAUAUUACCGUAUAGAGAUAAUUAUAAUUAACCGCAGAAAUUUUUCCACAUGCGAUUAGCAACUGCUUUGAAAAAAAAAAGAUUCUGUGGGGUAACCCUAUCGUAAAGUAUAUAUAUAUAUAUAAUUAAGUAUUAGGUAAUUUUGAUAAUGAAAAGAAACUGGGUCU
Messenger RNA from Scheffersomyces amazonensis, 2035 nucleotides. RefSeq lists its product as uncharacterized. The coding region runs from base 1 to 1851 and encodes 616 amino acids. The record is from RefSeq and is a predicted model, not a curated record. The transcript has 2 exons. Lineage: Eukaryota; Fungi; Ascomycota; Pichiomycetes; Serinales; Debaryomycetaceae. Gene Ontology annotation, cellular component: membrane.